AGGGCUACACAGAGAAACCCUGUCUGGAAAAACCAAACCAAAACAAAACAACACUAUUAACAUUAGGGUAAAUUAUUAAGUGUACUGGCCUUGCCGGCUAGUCAAGCUUAGAAUCUUGCUUUUUCUUUUUCUUUUUAAUUUUUAAAACUUACUUUUAUAUGCAUUGGUAUUUUGCCUGUAUGUAUGUCUGGGUGAGGGUGUUGGAUCUCCUGGAACUGAGCCAUGGACAGCUAUGAGCUGGGAAUGGAACCCUGGGUCCUUCGGAAGAGCAGACAGUACUCUUAACCUCAGAGCCAUCUUCUCUCCAACCCUCGGAAUCUUGGUUUUUUUACUUGUAUAGUAGCUGUGUCUUUUCCAUCUCUCUAUGUCCCAGUCCCUUACCUGUUGAGCGGGAAGGCUGCUGCCCCCUCUGGAGAGUUUUAUCAGGAUGUGGGGCAUAGAGAACAGAGCUGUAGGAACUGCUCAGGGAAUAAGCCGCUAUGGUGGCUGUGGCCACAACGGUGGUAUUAAUACCCGUGCCCCUUCCUCCCAGCAGCAUGUCAUGGUUUAGUGGCCUCCUGGUUCCCAAAGUGGAUGAACGGAAGACGGCUUGGGGCGAACGCAACGGGCAGAAGCGCCCACGCCAUGGGACUCGGGCCAGUGGCUUCUGCGCACCCCGCUACAUGAGCUGCCUUAAGGAUGCAGAGCCCCCCAGCCCCACUCCCGCGGCUCAGGCUCCUCGGUGCCCCUGGCAGGAUGAGGCCUUCAUCAGGAGGCCUGGCCCAGGCAGGGGGAUGGAGCUGGGGCUGCGGUCGGUGGCCUUGGGUUUUGAUGACACUGAGGUGUCACCACCGCUGGCGACGGCUGAAGUGGCACCAGACACAUCGCCUAGGAGCGGCCGGUCCUGCUGGCACCGGGUGGUGCAGGUUUUCCAGUCGAAGCAGUUCCGCUCGGCCAAGCUGGAGCGCCUGUACCAGCGGUACUUCUUCCAGAUGAACCAGAGCAGCCUCACACUCCUCAUGGCAGUGCUGGUGCUCCUCACAGCCGUGCUCUUGGCCUUCCACGCCGCACCCGCCCGGCCUCAGCCUGCCUAUGUGGCCCUGCUGACCUGCGCCGCCACCCUGUUCGUGGCGCUCAUGGUGGUGUGUAACCGGCACAGCUUCCGCCAGGACUCCAUGUGGGUGGUGAGCUACGUGGUUCUGGGCAUCCUAGCGGCUGUACAAGUCGGGGGUACCCUAGCGGCCAGCCCACACAGCCCCUCUGCGGGCCUCUGGUGCCCCGUGUUCUUCGUCUACAUCACCUACACGCUCCUUCCCAUCCGCAUGCGCGCCGCAGUGCUCAGCGGCCUGGGCCUUUCCACCUUGCAUCUGAUUUUGGCCUGGCAGCUCAACCGCGGCGAUCCCUUCCUCUGGAAGCAGCUCGGUGCUAACGUGGUGCUCUUUCUCUGCACCAACGCCAUCGGCAUCUGCACACACUACCCUGCUGAAGUGUCUCAGCGCCAAGCCUUUCAGGAGACCCGAGGCUACAUCCAGGCUCGGCUGCACCUGCAGCAUGAGAAUCGCCAGCAGGAACGGCUGCUGCUAUCGGUGUUGCCCCAGCAUGUUGCCAUGGAGAUGAAAGAAGACAUCAACACGAAAAAAGAAGACAUGAUGUUCCAUAAGAUCUACAUCCAGAAGCACGAUAAUGUCAGCAUCCUAUUUGCGGACAUUGAGGGCUUCACCAGCCUGGCCUCCCAGUGCACUGCGCAGGAACUGGUCAUGACCUUGAACGAGCUCUUUGCCCGGUUUGACAAGCUGGCUGCGGAGAAUCACUGUCUGAGGAUCAAGAUCUUAGGAGACUGUUACUACUGUGUGUCAGGGCUGCCCGAAGCCCGGGCAGACCAUGCCCACUGCUGUGUGGAGAUGGGAGUGGACAUGAUCGAGGCCAUUUCGCUGGUGCGUGAAGUGACUGGUGUAAACGUGAACAUGCGUGUGGGCAUCCACAGUGGACGUGUGCACUGCGGCGUCCUUGGCCUGCGGAAAUGGCAGUUUGAUGUGUGGUCCAAUGACGUGACCCUGGCCAACCACAUGGAGGCUGGAGGCCGGGCCGGUCGCAUCCACAUCACUCGGGCCACGCUGCAGUACCUGAAUGGGGACUAUGAGGUGGAGCCAGGCCGCGGUGGUGAACGCAACGCGUACCUCAAGGAACAGUGCAUCGAGACCUUCCUCAUCCUGGGCGCCAGCCAGAAACGGAAAGAGGAGAAGGCCAUGCUGGCCAAGCUGCAGCGGACGCGCGCCAACUCCAUGGAAGGGCUGAUGCCACGCUGGGCACCUGAUCGUGCCUUCUCCCGGACCAAGGACUCCAAGGCGUUCCGCCAGAUGGGCAUUGAUGAUUCUAGUAAAGACAACCGUGGUGCCCAAGAUGCUCUGAACCCUGAAGAUGAGGUGGAUGAGUUCCUGGGCCGUGCCAUUGAUGCCCGGAGCAUCGACCAACUGCGUAAGGACCACGUGCGCCGGUUCCUGCUCACCUUCCAGAGACAGGACCUUGAGAAGAAGUAUUCGCGGAAGGUGGACCCUCGCUUCGGAGCCUACGUCGCCUGCGCCCUUCUGGUGUUUUGCUUCAUCUGUUUCAUCCAGCUCCUCAUAUUCCCACACUCCACCCUAAUGCUUGGGAUCUACGCCAGCAUCUUCUUGCUGUUGCUGGUCACUGUGCUGAUCUGUGCCGUGUGCUCCUGUGCUUCUCUCUUCCCCAAGGCCCUGCAGCGCCUGUCCCGCACUAUCGUCCGCUCACGGGCGCACAGCACGGCAGUUGGCAUCUUUUCAGUUCUGCUCGUGUUCAUCUCCGCCGUCGCCAACAUGUUCACCUGCAAUCACACCCCGAUAAGGACCUGCGCGGCCCGGAUGCUGAAUUUAACCCCAGCGGAUGUCACCGCCUGCCACCUACAACAGCUCAAUUACUCUCUAGGACUGGAUGCUCCCCUGUGUGAGGGCACCGCACCCACCUGCAGCUUCCCUGAGUACCUCGUCGGGACCAUGCUGCUGAGUCUCUUGGCCAGCUCUGUCUUCCUGCACAUCAGCAGCAUCGGCAAGCUGGCUAUGACCUUUGUCUUGGGCUUCGUCUAUUUGGUGCUGCUCUUGCUGGGACCCCCGGCCACCAUAUUUGAUAACUAUGACCUGCUGCUUGGCGUCCAUGGCUUGGCUUCCUCCAAUGAGACCUUUGAUGGGCUGGACUGCCCAGCUGUAGGGAGGGUGGCCCUCAAAUAUAUGACCCCCGUGAUUCUGCUGGUUUUUGCCCUGGCCCUGUAUCUGCACGCACAGCAGGUGGAAUCAACCGCCCGCCUGGACUUCCUCUGGAAACUCCAGGCCACAGGGGAGAAGGAGGAGAUGGAGGAGCUUCAGGCCUACAACCGGCGCCUGCUGCACAACAUUCUGCCCAAGGACGUGGCCGCCCACUUCCUGGCCCGCGAGCGCCGCAACGAUGAGCUCUACUACCAGUCCUGCGAGUGUGUGGCUGUCAUGUUCGCCUCCAUUGCCAACUUCUCCGAAUUCUAUGUGGAGCUGGAGGCCAACAACGAGGGCGUCGAGUGCCUGCGGCUGCUCAAUGAGAUCAUCGCCGACUUUGAUGAGAUCAUCAGUGAGGAGAGGUUCCAGCAGCUGGAGAAGAUCAAGACCAUCGGCAGCACCUACAUGGCCGCCUCUGGGCUGAACGCCAGCACCUAUGAUCAGGUGGGCCGCUCCCACAUCACCGCCCUGGCAGACUACGCCAUGCGGCUCAUGGAGCAGAUGAAGCACAUCAAUGAACACUCCUUCAAUAAUUUCCAGAUGAAGAUCGGGUUGAACAUGGGUCCAGUUGUGGCAGGUGUCAUUGGGGCCCGGAAGCCACAGUAUGACAUCUGGGGAAAUACAGUGAAUGUCUCCAGUCGUAUGGACAGCACUGGGGUUCCUGACCGAAUACAGGUGACCACGGACCUUUACCAGGUUCUAGCUGCCAAGGGCUACCAACUGGAGUGUCGAGGGGUGGUCAAGGUGAAGGGUAAGGGGGAGAUGACCACCUACUUCCUCAAUGGAGGUCCCAGCAGUUAGCAGAGCGCAGCUGAGAUUCAGCUGAAGGGACCAAGGUGGGCAUUGAACGGACUUUCUGCUCGCUGGGUGGAGCUGCCGCAGGGGCCACUGGGCCUCCCCAGAUCUUGCUGACGGCAAAAGGGACCACCGCGGUGGGCUGUGCUCCGACCAUGUUCGUCUGCCUUCGAAAUGGCGAAGGAGGGGACACCAAGAGGAUUAUCCAAGUGACUUUCUGAACUGGAGUAGGGGCCGUUUGCUGUCCUCGUUUGCGGAAACAGCGGAGGGGGCGGCAGCGGCGGCAGAGGCCAGGUAGCCCUCCUGCGUGAGAGUCCAAUGGCAGUUCACUCUACCUGCUGUUUCCCUGUCUGGGCGACAGGCUCAGGGCUGGGUCAUCCCUUCCCCUGUUUUUCCUGGGACUAUUUUGUACGAAGACCGGGGCGGGCAUGAGGAAUGCCUGUUCCAUGCUUGCCUUUGCUCGGCUGUGCCCUCAGCACGGGUCCUGGGCACUCCCAGCCCCAGCCAAGUCUCCUUCCUAGGCACAAGGCAGAGGAAGGAGGUACUGUGGGGACCCAGCUCUGACCACAUUUCAGGGGAAUGUUUCCAUUUGCCAAAUCCUAGUCCCGUGAUCUGUCCCCAAAGGGGAACAAAGGGACCUCUGAUAACGCAGACUUAGCCUCAGUUCCUGCACGCUCCAGGGAAAGGGGUAUCUGGCCCCAUUGGUACUGUGAAAAUGACCAGCCAGAGUGUAAACCCGUGUGUGUGGGGACAUCGGAAGAGCAGGAACUGGACGUUCACCUGCAGGUGCCGGAGAGUACGGGCGGCCAGGGAAGAAGGAUAGCGCCACACUGACCUGGCCCCAGUGUGGCCAGGGUCAGCUCCCUCGGCCCGAGUGCUCACUUGCUGUCUGCUGGCAAGGGGGCAUGGAGCGCCUCUACCCCUUAUAUUGCCAAAUAGAAAAGAGUCAGGGUUCCAAGAAAUUGGUGACCCUGACCUCAAACCUGGCCUCCUCCUGAGUCUGGCACCAGGGAGGGCCUGUGCAUUUGUGUAGCUGUGUGUGCAUGUUGCUUUUGUGUGUGUGUGUUUUCUAGGUCUCUGUGUGUCCGUGUGCUCCAGCUCCUCAGCUCCCUGCGUGGGGCUGCCUCUCUCCUGGGGACCUCUGCCUUCUGUUGUUGUCAGGGUUUCCUGUUUCAAGGGAUGGAGGGAAAUGCCCAGGUUGCGCAGGAAUGGGAUGGGGUUUGGAAGCAAAAUGAAGAGCCGUCUGGGAAGAGGAGUCCUUUUUGUGCCAAAUCCCUAAGUGCCAUUCGGGGGCCACAUGUGCAGUCUGACUGUCUCCCUGCCUAGGGCAGGGGCCCAAGCACCUGCUUAACGUCUAGUGUUCCUUGCACUUGAACUCUUGAAAGUUGAUGAGGUGGAGGCUCAGGCACUCCCUGGGUCCCUCAGCUUGUGUCUUGGGGUAUGGUAUACUUUCUGGCUGGGGUAGUGUGGGAUCCCUCUGAGGACCCAGAUUUUGGUACUAGGGGAUGGAGCUGGGAAAUUUAAACUCGGUUCUCCCAAGCCUUCAGCCUGAAUCUAGCAUGGCCAGACUCCAGGCCUGGCUUCCCAUCCUCACGAAGCCUGCAAGGGUUGGACUCUGUUCUUCUCUUUCUGUCCUGCCUGCCUUUGACCCCUGCAGCCCCCUGGACCCUGGGCUGAAUUAGUUGGUGCCUUGGUUGUCUGUCUGAACCUAUUUAAGCCAGAGUCCUGAUUGAAGAUCACUUUGUCUUAGACGCCGACGAGAGGGCAGAGCAGAAAGCGUUUCGUGGGGGUAUGGAAGGGGCAGGCUUUGCCUUGCUCAUGCUCCUGGCACCAGCUCUCUGCAGAGGCCUGGUUUCUGACCUGGUACUGCCUCCCUGGGAACUUCCAUGUUCCAGUUGAUGGACCACUGGGCACUUGAUUAGCUGAGGCUGAGAAGAGAGAAGAUUAGCUGGUCCAGACAGAAUAUUCCUCCGUCUCCCCAAGCUGUAUUCCCGGAUAGGAAGGGACGACUUGAUGUCAUCGGGGUGGGAGUGAGUAAGCCAGAAUGGGAAGAGCUCAGCUUUGGGUGAUAUGUCUGCUUCUUGCCAGGGGGAGGGGCCUGUCCACACCCUGGCUCCCUGUACCACAGUGCCAGCCAUGGCCUUCCUGAGUCACCCACCGUUGCCCCUUUCCUCACUGGUUGGUGGAGGUGUUGGGGUAACGGGAGGCCAUGGGCUUUGGUUUUAUAAAUGUAACCACUGUGGGAGUGGGGGAGGGUGGUGUACCAUGUAUUUCAGUGAAAUAUUUAAUAUAUUUAAAUAUCAAUAAAAUCAAACUCUUUGUAAAAAAAAAAAA
Messenger RNA from Peromyscus maniculatus bairdii (prairie deer mouse), 6368 nucleotides. RefSeq names its product adenylate cyclase 6 (gene Adcy6). Gene Ontology annotation, cellular component: plasma membrane. Gene Ontology annotation, molecular function: adenylate cyclase activity. The record is from RefSeq and is a predicted model, not a curated record. NCBI's taxonomy places the organism in Eukaryota, Metazoa, Chordata, Mammalia, Rodentia, Cricetidae. Gene Ontology annotation, biological process: intracellular signal transduction; cAMP biosynthetic process; adenylate cyclase-activating G protein-coupled receptor signaling pathway.